Molecule: messenger RNA, 2692 nt
Organism: Nymphaea colorata (pocket water lily)
Lineage: Eukaryota; Viridiplantae; Streptophyta; Magnoliopsida; Nymphaeales; Nymphaeaceae
Exons: 9
Coding region: 80-2389 (769 amino acids)
Molecular function (GO): protein binding
Source: RefSeq, a predicted model, not a curated record
AGGGUCGCGGGAACGAAAGAGAGGGAGUGGGAAGCGGAGGAAAAAAAAGAAAAGGAGGAGAAAAAAACGAGGGAAAAGAAUGGGGAAGGCCGUGGCGUCGGAGAAGCAGAAGAAGAAGAAGAAGGGCAGGCCUUCCCUUUCCGAUCUCCAGCAGCGCAGCCCCCUCCCGCCGCCACCGCCUCCGCCUCAGCAGCGGCAGCAGAAUGAUAGGAAGCGAAGCCUUAGCCCUAGUCAAGCGGCCCACAACCCUAACCCUAAGUCAACCCCUCGCCGGAUCACGAGAAGGUACGUCAGCCUUCUGGAGAGCAAGGAGGAGGAGGGAGAGGAUGACGAAGAGAAAGAAGAAGAGGAGGACGACGACAACGACGAUGAUGACGAUGAGCGGAGAAAGGAGAAGAAAUUGAAGCUCGUCCUCAGAUUAAAUCGCUCGUCCCGACCCCGCUCGCCCUCGUCGUUGGGGAAUUCUCGUGAUAGGACGACCGAGGAUGGGGCCCCUGGUUCCGACUCCAACGACGAGUCGGAAAGCGGGGAAAAACCGCCCAAGAAGCGGACGAUCGACUCGGUAACCGAGAUGGCGAAGCCCAAUCUUGGUAAUGGAUCGGCGGUUGAGAGGGUGGAAAAGGGAAAACAUGACCAAAAUGGAGAUCGCACGACAGGCAGAACGCCGCCUGGCUCUAUCACCGGAACGCCUUUACCAAAUGAAAAAUUGCUGUUUUUUAUUCUCGAGCGGCUUCAAAAAAAGGACACUUACGGCGUGUUCUCGGAACCUGUGGAUCCUGAAGAGCUACCUGAUUAUCAUGAUGUUAUCAAGCAUCCGAUGGAUUUCAGCACCGUGAAGAAGAAACUUUCAAAUGGAGUUUAUACCACCUUGGAACAAUUUGAGAGUGAUGUCUUCUUGAUAUGCUCGAAUGCAAUGCGUUACAAUGCACCCGAGACCAUCUACUUCAGACAGGCACGGUCCAUUCAGGAGCUAGCAAAAAAAAAUUUCCAAAAUAUUAGACAAAAUAGUGACGGUACAGAGCAAGAUUCCAGACCUCAGAGGGGCAGACCUAGCUUGUUCAAGAAAUUUAUGCAACAAUCUGCAACCAAACCUUCCGUGGAACCAGCUGCUUCUGAUUCAGAUGCUGCUGUUGCUAACGCUGGAGGAGAUAAUUCCGCCUGCCGUAACAUAUUUAAUAACACAAAAAGACCCUCUGUUUCUGAGAAGGUUUGUAGCCUUCCUGAUGCUGUUGGAAGGGUCACACUGAGCUUUCGUGACAGUGACAUGAGUACCUCUUUCACGGAGAAUAAAUUUAUGAAAAAUGAUGAAGUUUCAGGUGUCAUGCUUAGGGUAAUCAAUGUGAAGCAUGGGAGGAAGCCUUUUGUUUCAGAAGAAAACCGUCGUCAAACAUAUAAUAUUUCAAGUUGGUCAGCUAACAGACGUGAUCCAGUAUGGACUGGCCUUGAUAUAGAAAAAAGGCAACUGAUGCCAGUUGGGCUUCACGUGGAGCAUGCGUAUGCCCGGAGUUUGGCAAGGUUUGCUGCAAGUCUCGGGCCAGUGGCCUGGAAAAUUGCGGCUUGUAAGAUAGAAAAGGUUCUUCCUCCUGGAAUGGGGUUUGGGCCUGGGUGGAUUGGAGAAACCGAAGCUCCACUCAGCAGAAAUUCCCUCGUAAAAGUUUCGCCUUCUGUUGCUCUACCGACUGCUGAGUCAAAGCCUGACACUCCAGAGAUGAAUGUACCCCCUAAAAGGCCACUUGCUGAAGGCCAUGUAAGCCCCAAGAUCUCCCAAGGGCGUCCUCCAGCUGUGAAUGAAAGUGCAAGUCUCUCGAGCAAAGGGAACAGUAACACUUCUUUCAGUCCUGGAAUGUAUAACACAAAAGUUCCUCUUCAGAAUCAUCAGAACUCGGGUGUUCAGGUAUCUCCUAAUGGUUUUAUCAGCAGAUUUGCUCCGCCGCCGAUGGUGAAACAAGGUCACGUUAGUCCAGCUACUUCAGCUAUCAGGCCUGGCAGACCACAGGGCAACGUGGGUUUAACAAGCUCAAAGGCUAUUGCAGAGGCAAUUGCAUCAGCUCAUCUGCUUGAUGCGGCUUCUAGAAACAGCAACGCGACUGGCAUGGUGCCGUCAAAGCUUUUGGAACCGCAGCAGCCCGGACUGGUGGAUGGAAAGAUCCUAACCCACGGUUCAAAUAAUACUAUACCCGAAUGCACGACAGAAGGACGUGAUCGCAGUGAUAACCAAGCUGGCUCUAUGAAUAGCAGCAAUCAGCUGACAUCGUGGCGAGGACCAUCGUUCCAUCAGAAACCUGAUUCAACUCCACCAGAUCUAAACAUUGGUUUCCAAUCCCCGGCUUCUCCGGCGCGACAAAUGCUGGUGGACACUCAGCAGCCAGAUUUAGCCCUGCAGCUUUGAAGUGCCUUUUUUGUCUAUUUAUUGACAACAGCUUUAGUUGUGAAGUAGCUAACGAGGCCUUGACGCCCAGUUACAGUCCAGACAAGGUUUUAGUGCUGGGUGGACACUGAUCUCGUAUCCCGUUGGAGGAUAGAGACUCGGGGUGAAGGGGCAAUAAAUAAGGUAGUAUUAACUCAUUGUGUUGUAAGAUUAGCCAUCUGUACAGUUAGCAAUUCUUCAAACAAAGGUGGAAUCAUAUGUGUAUCAUUCAAAUUAAUGAUUUCCAGUAAUGGAAUAUUUGAGGUAUUUGAAUGCGUGUGACCA